AUGCAGUUCUCUGGCCUAUUACGCGCAGUGGUAUGCGCGCUCGGGAUCUCUACCGCUCAAGCAAUCUCCAAUCCCGCUGGAACGGAUGUUUCAGUAUGGUCAAAAAAUCCAGAUCUAUCUCCUCGAGAUGUGAUGAGACUUAUUGGCCGUUCCCUCUCAGAAGUCAGUCAUCAAAAGCGAGAGACUGUUUUUUCAAAUUCAACUUCUUUUGAGCAGAGUUGGGAUGGAGCAGUCCUCCUAAGCUUGGAAUAUGAAGCAACCACACAAACAUCACAGGGAGAACUUGAACGUACCGUCAAAAUCGACGUCUCCUGCACAACCUGUUACCUCAAAGGUCAAGUUCUCGCAGAACUAACCAUAGACCGACCUUUCAACCUCACCGAAACCUUCAACAACUUCACCGAGCAAGUCGGUACUCAAGUCGGAAACGUCAGCGACGUAGCCGUCGAAUACGUCAGAAACUACACCAGCAAUGUAGCCCGAAACCUCGCUGACGGAUUCGAUCUCGACGAUUUAGAUUUACCACCCCUCGAUAUCGAUUUUAAUAUCGAUAUACCCCAGAUUCCAGAGUGUACUUUGAGAUUCCAGUUUGAUGAGCUGGAACUUUAUGUAGAGCUCAAUACGUUUUUUUCGGCGGGGAUUACUUAUACGUUGAAUUUAUAUGCUUCGAAGACGCAGUUUGGGGUUCAGAUCUCUCCGAGGCUGUUCUUUGGGGCUGUGGUUGUUGUUGAUUUGAUAUUGAGUGCUGAGGCGGAGAUUAAUAUUACUAGUGGGUUUCAUAUCAGGAUCGAUGAUGGUGCUGAAUUGAAACUCGGGUUAUUUGCGGAUGAGGUUGCUGAAUCUGAUAUUGGCGGUCAAUUCGAAUUCCUCCCAGUAAUAGUAGAAAGCGCAGGCGUAUUCCUCAAGGCCGUGCUCCGCAUCAAACUCCGCACCGGUUUCGAAAUCGCUACUCCAGAGAUCGAAAUCCUAGGUUUCAACGUCGCAGAAGCACUUGACGCCAGUGCCGGCGUUGAAGUCAGCGUCUGGACCCACAUCGCAGAACUAAGCACAAAUGUCACAAUCCUCCCAGCGGGGGACGAAACCGACGGAUGUCAAUUAAGAGUCGAAGAAGGCUAUCAACUCGGCAUCGGUGCCGCUGCGGGUGCUACCGUAGCUCUCUUGGAUCACACUUGGGGUCCCGCACCGAGUACUACUAUUCCUAUAUACUUCACAACAUUUACACAAUGUGCUAUACAAACUACUCUACCUUCUUCGACGAUAACUUCUUCUGCAACAAUUGCUCCGCGACAAGUUAGCGACGAUGGAACGUUGACAUCAAGUACAUCUGAUAGUCUGACGACUACGACGAUAACAACCACAGUCACGUACCGCGGUAUAGAAUGCAUGUCGUACGAUAUGGUCGAUUGUCCCGUAUCACUUCAAAGAACUACGAAAACGGAAUCAAGGAUUACACUUGUUACUUCCGUUCCUUCUGGCGUGGAGGCAACCUUCCCGGUCACGAUGCAAACGACAGGUGUUCAACCCAGAUCAUUCGGUACAGGAGUUCAGAAACUAUUCGAAACUUCAGGUCCACCUACCGCGUACACUCCAAGUGCGACUUCGGAAUCAAGGAUUGGGUUUUUGGAGGGCGAUAUCGGUGGAGUUGAUAAACGUAUCAUUCUCGGUGUGAGUAUUGGAGGUGGUCUUUUGGUACUAGGUAUCAUUAUCGGUGGCAUAAUUAUCUGCAUCAGACGAAGAAAAUAUUCUGCCGUUCCACCGCCAGGUCACGGGCAAGUUACCACAUCGUAUCGAAGUGAUCACGAACCCUACAGACCGGGUUUCGUCAAGUACGACUCGGAGCAAACCGUGUCUACAGCUACAACUGGAACUCGACGAGGGUCAUGA
Orbilia oligospora ATCC 24927 is the source of this 1884-nucleotide messenger RNA. RefSeq lists its product as uncharacterized. NCBI's taxonomy places the organism in Eukaryota, Fungi, Ascomycota, Orbiliomycetes, Orbiliales, Orbiliaceae. The transcript has 4 exons. The record is from RefSeq and is a predicted model, not a curated record. The coding region runs from base 1 to 1884 and encodes 627 amino acids.